Molecule: messenger RNA, 1802 nt
Organism: Porites evermanni
Lineage: Eukaryota; Metazoa; Cnidaria; Anthozoa; Scleractinia; Poritidae
Source: the annotation of a GenBank genome assembly
AUGAUGCUACGAACUAUGCCAUCAAGGAGGCAGUUUAUGUUGAUUGUCCUGUUUUUUCUGUGUAUACUCUUCAUGUUGAUCUACCACGGGCAAAGAAAUUUGAAGCCAAACGAAACUACCACCGACAAUGAGGGUAAGAGUGACUUAGAAUGAGGCCAAACGUCGAACUUUUCAUGAGACGAACCAAACUCUAACUCUAAUUUUCAACUGAAUCAAACCAAAAACCAAUUUUAACCAGCCAUAAAGAAAUUUUCUCCCUAGCGAAGCUAGCUAUAUAUGCAUCAUCAUACAUAUUUUUAAUUUAUUAGUUUAGUUGGUCGAAUGUGAAGAUCGACGUUUGUCCCGGAGACGAUCUUCAGACGUUCUUGGCCUUAGAAUCCUCUCUUAACUUUGCUGGUGACAAUCCAGCGUAAACUAGACCUAGCUAGAAAUGGCCGAUAAAAUAGGCAGUCUUCACUAGAAUUCUCCGAUAUUUUUGGAAACCAAUCUAGCUAUCAUAGAUACACUGCCCAGUACACAUAACCCGUGAAAAGCACGUAGAAUACGUCAAUUCAUUAUAGUUUUACAUUCGAAACCCUGAUUUUCUUCGAUUGCAAAUGUCGUGCACGAAGAUGGCCUGCGCCACAUGAUAAACCAAAUUCUGAUUAAGUGUGCUAACCGCGGUGAAAUUACGUCUGCCACACAGGUGCUACACAAUUUUUUUAUAUAUAUAUAUAAGAAUGUUGCUUUUCCGCCCCAGGCUGACUAUUCCUUCUUCUGUCGAUUUUAGGCUGAAAAUAUCCUUCAAUUAUUCUUAAUUAUAAAUUAUGGCUUAUGGCAUUUGUCUCCAGCGCCGUUUAGGGAAAGGAAUAAUCAUACGGUUAAGUCACAACAUAUAAUUGUACUGUAUUUACGGAUUUUCAACAUACAAAAUUGAGUCCUUUUCAAACUCUCAGCCUCGGGUAUAUUCUUAGAAUAUUCUUAAAAUUUCACGAAUUUCACCCUCAAUAUUCUUAUAAAAUAUAUUCUCAUAGAAAAGAAAGAGCGUAGCGCGAAAGCGGCAUGAUAACAAUGAGUUCAUCUAUUAAACUUGUCUUCCGAAGAUUGAGCUGCACUCCUUGCAUUGCAUGUAUAAGUAAGUAACACAUCAUUUUUUUAACAUAGGAGAAACAAAUUACAGCCCAGGGGAGAGACAAAUAUCCAGGAAACAACGUCUGAAAGAAUACUGUAACACUCACACCUAUGACAAGAGCCCAACACCUGAAGACCUUCACAUGCUUGCUGUGGACGACGAACAAAAAUUUAUCUACUGCGUGAUCUCAAAGGUAUUCAUGUUUGUUCGUGAACCGUUACACCGCAUGGUUUCGGCCUACAAAAACAAGUUUUUACAGAUCCCUGGUUACACCAAAGAUAUCCGCAAAGAAAUAGUGAAAGAAUUUCGACCUGAAAGCUAUGAUCCUGACGGAAAAAACUUCGUUAGCUUCCCAGAAUUCAUUCAGUACUUUUCCGACAACAAAACGCGAAACCAACAUUGGCGACAAUACGAGAAGAUCUGUCAUCCGUGUGUUAUCGGCUACGAUUUUAUUGGCCACUAUGAAACGUUGACGGAAGAUGCACCCCUUCUGCUAAAAAUGGCUGGCAUCAAGGAGAGUGCGAAGUUCCCACCGAUUCACAAAUCAACCAGCACAGCUCAGGUCGUGAAUUACUAUUCCAAUGUCUCGGUUGAUGUUAUCAAACGAAUUGGAGAACUGUACCGCAGUGACUUUGAAAUGUUUGGCUACGAAUACCUUGGCCCUAUUAAACAACUUCUGAAUGUCGAUUGA